Molecule: messenger RNA, 660 nt
Organism: Bursaphelenchus xylophilus (pine wood nematode)
Lineage: Eukaryota; Metazoa; Nematoda; Chromadorea; Rhabditida; Aphelenchoididae
Source: the annotation of a GenBank genome assembly
AUGUCUCCGCUGCUGACCCUGUUCACAGCGCUUUUGCUUGUCCCGCUCCGCUCCGCCGUCCGCUGCUACAACGGCGCACAAGGUGUCUACAUCAACAACCCGCGGAGUCUGGCGAUAAUUGACUGCGGGAACGCGAUAAAUACUUGCUCCAAAACUGUGGAUCUCUCCGCACAAAUUGCUAACAGGGCCUGCGGGCCUGCUUACACAUGUCUUUAUGUAAGUUGGGAUUGAAAUACAAAGUGUACCAAUUUUUGGGACUGGGGACGUCUGAGGAAUCAGGGAAAAAAAGAAUUUUUAAAUUUGGCUCAAAAUUAAAGAAGUUAUAGCCAAUUCAAGUUGGGCCACAAAAUUGGUACACCCUGUACAGUGAGGGACUUGAUGCAAUGGCAAAAAACGUCUGAUUUUGCAUCUCGGAAAGGACCAAAAUGACUCCAAACCUUUGCAAAAUGCGUCUACUGAAGGCUCUACAUAGAUUUUUUUCAGCAAAAUGGCACUUCCUCUCCUCGAGGCUUCUGCUUCAAUGUUUCGACCGCUCAGACCUCAUGCUGUUGCUACGGCAGUUUAUGCAACGACUCAACCCGACCUUACAUAAAUACUGCCUUUCUGCUCACCCCGUUGCUGGCCUUGUUUUGUUACCGAGUUCGAAAAAUGAUCACGUAG